Molecule: messenger RNA, 2283 nt
Organism: Pleurotus ostreatus (oyster mushroom)
Lineage: Eukaryota; Fungi; Basidiomycota; Agaricomycetes; Agaricales; Pleurotaceae
Exons: 16
Coding region: 1-2283 (760 amino acids)
Molecular function (GO): kinase activity; pseudouridylate synthase activity
Source: RefSeq, a predicted model, not a curated record
AUGGCGUCGAUCAGCAUAUCCAGGAGGGCUUUGCAGAGAGUCUGCAAGCGGCCCCACGGAUCUAGGGGACUCGCAAGUGUCCUCAAUAAGAGAGAUCUGCCAGUGGACAUUCAUCCCGAGGUUGAAGCUGCUUUGGCAGAGAAUAGACCUGUCGUCGCUCUUGAGACGGCGGUGGUCACACACGGAUUUCCCUACCCAGAGAAUGCCAAACUUGCGAAGUCUCUUGAGGAAAUCGUUCGCAAGAACGGAAGCACUCCAGCUACUGUUGGUCUCGUCAACGGGCGAAUCAAGAUUGGCUUGAAGCAAUCAGAGCUGGAGCUGCUAGCAGAACCUGAGGCAUCUCCUGUCAAAAUAUCUCGAAGGGAUAUAGCAGCAGCAAUUGUUGCUAAAGCCAACGGAGGAACAACCUGUUGUGCUACCUUGAUAUUUGCUGCUCUCGCUGGAAUCAAGGUCUUUGCCACAGGAGGAUUGGGUGGUGUUCAUCGUGGGGGAGAGAAUACCAUGGAUGUCUCUGCUGACCUAGGAGAGCUAACAAGAUGUCCAGUUGGUUUAGUAUCGGCAGGGGUGAAGUCUAUUCUAGAUAUUGGAAGGACUUUGGAGUACUUGGAAACGCUUGGUGUUCCAGUAAUAUCAUAUGGGAAGACUACGGACUUCCCAGCCUUUUUCUCUCCAAAGAGUGGCUUCCAGUCCCCAUGGAACGUCGACAACCCAGUAUCAGCAGCUCAAAUACUCUAUACCCAACAUCAACUCGGUCUACAGAACGGAGCACUGAUUGCAUGCCCCAUACCCGAACAAUACGAAGCUGCAGGAGCAUCUAUACAAAAGGCCGUUGAGCAAGCUGUUGCGGAAUCGGAGGCAAACGGUGUCAACAAACUAGGCAAGGCUGCCACGCCUUGGCUCUUGAUGAGAAUCGGCGAGUUGACCAAAGGCGAAUCCCUUGCCAGCAAUAUUGCACUGUUGGAGAACACCGCAGCAAUUGGCGGUCAGAUAGCAGUACAGUAUGCGAAGCUCGCACAAAACUCUGUGAGCGAUGCGUCUCGCGAUAUCGCGCAUCGGGAUACAACGCCAGCGGCGAGACCGGUAGUGGAUAUCCCUUCGAAGCAGACGUCACCAGAACACCCUCGCCUCCUCGUCAUUGGAUGUGCUGCAAUCGACAUCAGCGCGCAAGCCUCGCCAGAUGUCGAAUCUGCAUUGGCUGCCCAUUCGACCAUACCGGGCUCCGUUUCCUUGACAUUAGGUGGUGUAGGCAGGAACAUUGCUGAAGCCGCUCAUCGCCUGUCGCCGACAGAUACUAAACUUAUUUCUGCCAUUGGCGAUGACAGCUUUGGUCGCCUCCUAUUGUCAGAACUCGAUAAGAUGGGAUUGCGUACUGAUGGCCUCGUUAAGUGCCCAGGUAGAACAUCGGUCUGUAACAUGACCUUUGAUGGCAAAGGACAUCUUAUCAGUGGUGUGGCGGACAUGGAGGUGAUUGCUGAGUUAAAUGAGGACAAGAUUGCAAAUGCCAUUGCCGAAACCAUGCCCUCCAUAGUUGCUCUGGACGGUAAUUUGAAACCAAAUUUAAUCAACCGAGUAGUGGAUUUGUGUAGCAGCCGUGGAAUACAUAUUUUCUUUGAACCCACGUCCCUCACCAAAGCCACAGCCAUCCUUCCCGCCGUCACACAGAACGACUUACGAACGCCUGGCGAUAAGGCGAAGAUCUCGAUAUCCCCCAAUUUGCUCGAACUAGACCACAUAUACAACAUCACACGACAAAGUGAAUCACCCAAAGCAUCGAGUUGGCAGACGUCAUACGAGGCCGCGUUCCACGGCCGGCUGGGAGACGGUCUAGCGGAUUUAGCAAGUCGAGAAGAUUCCUUUGACGGUAUAUGGGCAAGAGGGUCGAUCCAUCGAGCAGUCCAUCUCCUCGCUCACUUCCAACAUAUCCUCAUGAAAUGUGGCGAACAUGGUGUUGUCGUCGUGUUCCGCUUAGACCCAGAGACGUUGGCUCAAUCCGGUUGGGCCAAAAACGACCAGCUGCCUCCAAAUGCCAUUGUCGCAGAAGUGGCAUCUGGCGAGGCGGUCGUCAUAGCGUACUUCCCCGCCCUAGUUGCAAAGACAUUAGUCAACGUUACUGGUGCUGGCGAUUCUUUCGUCGGAGCGCUUCUAGCCAGCAUGAUGGAGCAUCCAAGUCUAUUCCAGGAGCCCAAAUUAUUGGAUGAUGCUAUACAUCUAGCCCAGCAAGCAGCCAUUCUGACGCUUGCGAGCCCAUUAGCCGUCGCGCCGGAAAUAUCUAAAUUACGAUAG